This is a messenger RNA of Phragmites australis (common reed), 2560 nucleotides long. Its product is annotated as protein ROLLING AND ERECT LEAF 2-like. The transcript is spliced from 4 exons. The record is from RefSeq and is a predicted model, not a curated record. Lineage: Eukaryota; Viridiplantae; Streptophyta; Magnoliopsida; Poales; Poaceae. Bases 147 to 2315 code for a protein of 722 amino acids.
AAUCAAAACCAUCCGCGCAACCCGCACCACCUCGCCACGCAAAUCCCCCGCACGAAGCAAGCCAACCGCACUGCCACAGCGCCAAGCUUCCACGCGCGCGCUGAGGCGGUGACUGCCGAGAGACUGCGAGGAGGAGGCGGGUGGCGAUGGGGUGUGGGCCAUCCAAGGAGGACGCGGACGGCGGCGCGGUGUCGCGGUGCCGGGAGCGGAAGCACCUGCUGCGGGCCGCCGUGGCGGCGCGGCACGCGCUGGCGGGCGCGCACGCGGGCCACGCCGUCGCGCUCAGGAACGUCGGCGCCGCGCUCUCUGACUACGCAGAGGGCGAGUCGGCGCACCACGACGGGGUGGUGAUAGCGCGCUCAGCCUCCGUCCCUGGGUCGGCGGCGACCGCCGCCAAGGCGCUCCCGUCGCCGCUCGACGCGGUGCUCCCGCCGCCGCCGCCGCUGCCGCCGGGCCCCGUCGACGGCGACCCCGCGCCUCUCGUCAGGUCUAUGAGCGCGCCCGACCUGCCGCUCCAGCCGCCCAUCAGGAAGGGGCACUCCGGCGAGGCGCCCAUCAUCGAGGAGGAGGGCGAGGGCGACGUUGACGACGCGCGGCGACGGGAGGAGGACGCGCAGCUCCAGCCCCCGCCGCCGCCGCCGACAAACCUUGCCCCGCCCACGCACUCCCCGCCGCCCGUGCCGCCGCCAGAGGCCGAGCGGAAGCCGGCGGCGGAGGGGAAUUCUUGGGACGAAUACAUCUUCGGGUCCCCCGAUGCCGUACCCGUGCCGCCACCCACGCUGGACCCCAGCACCGCCGAGUCGUCUUGGGCGGCCGAGCGGAGGGAGCCCGCCCCUCCUCCUCCUCCGCCGCCUGAGCUUGACCAACAGCCGCCGCCGACGCCUCUCGAGGAGGCGGCCGAGGGCAAGAAGCAGGCGGUGGAGGGAAAGAAGACCGCGGUGAAGGCGGCGAGGAAGGCGGAGGGCAAGAAGGGCAGGGCGGUGGUCAUGGUGCCGGCGAGGCUGGGCGACGUCCUGCGCAGGCUCGAUGACUACUUCCUGAAGUCGUCCGAGAGCGCGCACGAGGUGUCCAAGAUGCUCGAGGCGGCGCGGAUGCACUACCACUCCAACUUCGCCGAGACGCGAGGAUUUUUGGAUCAUUCUGCCAGAGUGAUGCAAGUCAUCACUUGGAAUCGCUCAUUUAAAGGGAUUCCCCAACCGGAGAAUGUGAAGAAUGAGUUGGAUGAUGAUGAAUGGGAAACGCAUGCUACCAUACUUGAUAAGCUGCUUGCAUGGGAGAAAAAACUAUGCCAUGAAGUUAAGGAGUUUGAGGUUAUCAAAAUGACUUAUCAACGAAAGCUAGCUGUUCUAAACAAAAAGAAGCAGCGUGGUGCUAGUUCUUCAUCAGUUGAGAAGACCAAGUCCGUUGUUAGUCACUUGCACACAAAAUAUAUAGUUGAUUUACAAACGAUGGAGUUAACAGUUGCAGAAAUUAACCGCCUAAGAGAUCAGCAGCUUUACCCAAAACUCCUUGAACUAGUGAUGGGAAUGGCACACAUGUGGGAUCUAAUGUACGCGCACCACAAAGCACAGCUCAGGAUCAUCUCAGAGUUCAAAUCCUUAGAUAUCUCGGUUGCUGCACGGGAAACAAGUGAGCAACACCAUGAGCGGACUGUGCAGCUGUGGAACAUUGUUCAGGAGUGGCACUCGCAGUUUGACAAGUUCAUGACAUAUCAGAAGGAGUACGUAGGAAGCCUCUACAUCUGGAUAAAGCUAAAUGUAAUUCCCAUUGAUACCAACCUGAAGCCAAACUCAUCACAGCCACAUGAGACCACACCCCCAAUCAAGAGGCUGCUACAUGCUUGGCAUGAUAUCCUUGGUAAGCUCCCAGAUGAGGCCACAAAGAAGGCCAUAAACACGUUCGCGGAAGUGAUAAAUACUAUCCUAGUUCAUCAGGAAGAUGAACUGAAGUUGAGGAUAAAAAUUGAGGAGACUAGGAGGGCACAUGAGAGGAAGAGAAAGCAAUUUGAUGACUGGGCGCAGAAAAAUUGGGACAGAGGAGCAGGUAUCAUUCCUGAGGGCAACAAUCCCGAUGGAGCGCGUGCUGACCCAGUGGUGGAACGGAAAGCCGCCGUGGAUAGGUUGGAGCAUGCACUGAAAGACCUGGAAGAGAAGUAUAUGACACAAUGCAGGGUAGUCAGGGAUAAGUCCCUCAAUCUCCUCCGGACAAACCUGCCGGAGCUGUUCCGCCAUGUGUCAGACUUUUCGCUCCAGUCAGCGGGGAUGUUCAAGGGCGUGUGGUCGAUUGUGCACACAAAUGACCAGUUGGAUGAAUAAGUUUUGUAUGCGCGUUAUAUUUUGUUGUGGUUGCAUUUGUAUGUAUGUUGAAUGUUGAUAGCUUGAUCUGUUGUUGUCAGUUUUGAGUUGCAGUAGUGCAAAGGUGAAAAUAUGGCUGGCUCUGGUUCUUUUUGAGCUAUGGCUGUUGUAAUGCAUAAUAUAGGUAUAGAAGCCUUGUAUAAUGUCUGGAAGAGAGAAUUACGAUUUUUCUUUAAAUAUCAAUAGUUUUUAAUAGGUUUACAUCC